ACUUUAGUUUUCUUUAUAGAGGGUUUAUUAGGUUAUAUUUAUUUUACAAUUUCAAUAUGUUUUCCAGAUCAAUUUUACGAGCAACAAGCCAGGCAGCACUCAGAUCAACCGGGGCCAGAAUAAUAACCAAUCCAAGAGUCAUGAUUCCAACCGUAUCGCCAAUUGUUUCCGUGGUCAAGAGAAGCUAUCACGAAAAGGUCAUUGAUCAUUACGAAAACCCAAGAAAUGUCGGUACUUUAAACAAGAAUGACAUCAAUGUUGGUACUGGAUUAGUUGGUGCUCCAGCCUGUGGGGAUGUCAUGAGAUUACAAAUCAAAGUAGAUGAGGCCACUGGCAGAAUCGAAGAUGUCAAGUUCAAGACAUUUGGCUGUGGAUCCGCCAUUGCUUCCAGUUCAUAUGCUACUGAAUUAGUCAAGGGAAAGACUCUUGAUGAAGCUUUACAAAUCAAGAAUACCUUUAUUGCGCAAGAAUUGUCCUUACCACCAGUCAAGUUGCAUUGUUCCAUGUUGGCUGAAGAUGCCAUCAAAUCGGCCGUCAAGGACUAUAAGUCAAAGAGAAGUGGGCUUAAACCUACCCUUGGUCCAGAUGCAGUUGCCAGUGCCGGUGUCGGUGCUACUGCUGCACCUGCUGCUGCUUAAAAAAGCAAACCACAAGAGAACAGGCUUCCCCUCUCCCCUCUACCCUAACAAUAUAUAUAGACAUCCAUACGGGUGGAGGUAAGCUAUUGUAUAUUGUAUCUUUCAGUGUGUAUAUUAAUUAAAUCAGAGCAAUU
Messenger RNA from Spathaspora passalidarum NRRL Y-27907, 772 nucleotides. It is a transcript of the gene ISU1, whose product is annotated as iron-binding protein. The record is from RefSeq and is a predicted model, not a curated record. Gene Ontology annotation, biological process: iron-sulfur cluster assembly; intracellular iron ion homeostasis. NCBI's taxonomy places the organism in Eukaryota, Fungi, Ascomycota, Pichiomycetes, Serinales, Debaryomycetaceae. Gene Ontology annotation, cellular component: cytoplasm; mitochondrial matrix. The transcript has a single exon. Bases 57 to 638 code for a protein of 193 amino acids. Gene Ontology annotation, molecular function: 2 iron, 2 sulfur cluster binding; ferrous iron binding.